CGGGCGCGGGCGCAGGCUCCAGAGCGUAUAUAAGGGCAGCGUGGCGCACAGCCCCAGCGCGAGUGCCAGAGCCCAGCCGGCGCGGAGCGGGAGCGGUGCAGGCUGAGGUCUCUGAGCGGUUCGCCAUGGCUGGCCCGCAGCAGCAGCCCCCUUACCUGCACCUGGCCGAGCUGACGGCGUCCCAGUUCCUGGAAAUCUGGAAGCACUUUGACGCAGACGGAAAUGGGUAUAUUGAAGGUAAAGAGCUAGAAAACUUCUUCCAAGAGCUGGAGAAGGCAAGAAAAGGCUCUGGCAUGAUGUCAAAAAGUGACAACUUUGGAGAAAAGAUGAAGGAGUUCAUGCAGAAGUAUGAUAAAAACUCGGAUGGGAAAAUCGAGAUGGCAGAGCUGGCGCAGAUCCUGCCAACUGAAGAGAACUUCCUUCUGUGCUUCAGGCAGCACGUGGGCUCCAGCGCCGAGUUUAUGGAGGCUUGGCGGAAGUACGACACAGACAGGAGUGGCUACAUCGAAGCCAAUGAGCUCAAGGGAUUCCUGUCAGACCUGCUGAAGAAGGCAAACCGGCCGUACGACGAGCCCAAGCUCCAGGAAUACACCCAAACCAUACUACGGAUGUUUGACUUGAACGGGGAUGGCAAAUUGGGCCUCUCAGAGAUGUCCCGACUCUUGCCUGUCCAGGAAAACUUCCUGCUUAAAUUUCAGGGCAUGAAGCUGACCUCAGAGGAGUUUAAUGCGAUCUUCACGUUUUACGACAAGGACGGAAGCGGCUACAUUGACGAGCAUGAGCUGGAUGCCCUUUUGAAGGAUCUGUAUGAGAAAAACAAAAAGGAAAUGAAUAUUCAACAGCUCACCAACUACAGAAAGAGCGUCAUGUCCUUGGCAGAGGCAGGGAAGCUGUACCGCAAGGACCUGGAGAUUGUGCUCUGCAGCGAGCCCCCCAUGUAAAGUGGGGAUGGGGGCUGCUUCUCCACCUCCCCCAAACCCUGCUCCUGCUGCCCUGAUGCCUCUACCCAGACCCAGAGACCAUGAGCGCCCCACCCCCACCCCUGCAGCCUGCACACACCUGCCUGCAGAGCAGGAAAGGAGAGAUGGAGGAUGGGCUGCUGGGGGGCCAUCCUGAGCCCCCUGCACCCACCCCUGCCCAGGCAGACUACUCUGCCUCAGUGGAUCACACACACGGAAGGUGAUGGACAUGGGUGGAGGAUCCCUAAUUCUCUUCGCUGUGAUGCAUGAGCUCCCUCGCUGUGUGAUUUAGGCUUCUAUGUCCAACAGAGUGGACUCUUCCCUCUCGCUCCCCUCUGCCAGUCCCCCAUGCCACCACCCACCCCAAACUUCCAGGUUCCAUCCGCCACCUUGCUAAUGGUGUAGCUGUCCUCUCAGAACGCCUGUGUGUGGAGGGCACCCGCCCUUUCCUUGCCUUUUUACUUGGCGUGCUCCUUUUCUCUUUGGGUUUCUUGUUUACCAAAGAAGAGUUUACAGACAAUAAAAUGGAAAGGUUCUGCUGUGGAAGCUUACCCA
Messenger RNA from Macaca mulatta (Rhesus monkey), 1514 nucleotides. RefSeq names its product calbindin 2 (gene CALB2). Gene Ontology annotation, biological process: regulation of presynaptic cytosolic calcium ion concentration; regulation of long-term synaptic potentiation. Lineage: Eukaryota; Metazoa; Chordata; Mammalia; Primates; Cercopithecidae. The record is from RefSeq and is a predicted model, not a curated record. Gene Ontology annotation, molecular function: calcium ion binding. Gene Ontology annotation, cellular component: dendrite; nucleus; synapse.